AUGUCAAACUCCUCUGUUUGUUGUGCUUUUGAGCCCACUGUCUUACACCAAUAUCUACCCUCUGUUCUUAUUAUAGAAUUCAUUUUUGGCCUCACGGGGAAUGUCCUGGUCAUCGCCAUGUUUGCUUUCCACAUGGAAAGCUGGAAGCCAAAUUCCAUCUACCUGGCACAUCUGGCUGUGGCUGACUCAGUGGUGCUGGGCUGUCUGCUAUUCAGAGCAGACUACUACAGCAGGAGACAAAACUGGAUCUUCGGAGAUGCCUUCUGCCGCAUCCUGCUCUUCCUCCUGGCAGCCAACAGGGCCGCUGGCAUCUUCUUCCUCACCGCAGUGGCUGUGGACCGCUACCUGAAGAUUGUGCACCCAUUACACCGCAUAAAUAGGAUGAAUCUGAGCUACGCCAUGUGGGUCUCUGUAGGCCUCUGGGUUAUGGUUAUACUUUUGACAGGUCAGUUAUUGGGCUCACCGCACUUUUUUAAGUUCGGCAAUCACACCCAGUGUGAGAGCUUCAACAUAUGCUUGAAUAACAAUCCACUAACAAUCUGGAGCAAUGCCUUCUAUGUGAUCCAGUUCUGCGUGCCAGGCAGCAUCAUCAUCUUCUGCACAGCCUGCAUUACAUGGCAGCUGAAAACCAAGACCAUGGACACCACAGGCAAGAUCAAGAGGGCAGUCCAGUUCAUUUUUGUUGUCGCCAUGGUCUUCCUUAUCUGCUUUUUUCCAAGCACUGCCUCACGGGUUGCUGUUUGGGUCCUGAAGAUCUGGUACAACGAGUGUUCACACUACAGUGAGGCAAAUCUGGCAUUUUAUACUUCAGUCUGCUUCACCUAUUUGAAUAGCAUGCUAAAUCCUCUGGUUUACUACUUUUCCACUCCUGCAUUCAGUGGCAUCAUACAGAAACUUUUCAGAAGACUCACAGGACAAAAGGAAGAGCUACCUUCAGGGAAAAACACUGUGUCUACAGUAACAAGCGAAUAAAGUAGAUUUAAGCAAAUUGUGUG
Tachysurus vachellii is the source of this 995-nucleotide messenger RNA. Its product is annotated as hydroxycarboxylic acid receptor 2-like. The record is from RefSeq and is a predicted model, not a curated record. Gene Ontology annotation, molecular function: G protein-coupled receptor activity. Gene Ontology annotation, biological process: G protein-coupled receptor signaling pathway. Gene Ontology annotation, cellular component: membrane. NCBI's taxonomy places the organism in Eukaryota, Metazoa, Chordata, Actinopteri, Siluriformes, Bagridae. The transcript has a single exon. Bases 1 to 972 code for a protein of 323 amino acids.